UAAUUUUUUUCAGCAGCUAAUCAACUUGUUUUCUUCAGCGAGCGACAUUGGAAGGAAGCAUUCCAUUAGCUUUUUCCUUUUUUUGCUGUCUCCAGAAAAUAAAAAUUUCAAUCUUUCGUCGGAAAAAAAGAAGAAGAAGAAGCAGAGUUGGGUUUAGUUUUUGCCGAGAAGCAAAGAGAUCAAUAAAUUAGUGAGCUUUUUUCUCUUUUCUACGAUGGCGGUUGCGCCGGCAAGAGCUCGUUCUGACUAUGAUUACCUCAUCAAGCUUCUUCUCAUCGGCGAUAGCGGUGUGGGGAAGAGUUGUUUGUUACUUCGAUUCUCUGAUGAUACUUUCACUACAAGUUUCAUUACUACCAUUGGAAUUGACUUCAAGAUAAGAACUGUUGAACUUGAUGGGAAGCGUAUCAAAUUGCAGAUUUGGGACACUGCUGGUCAAGAACGUUUCAGAACUAUUACUACAGCGUAUUACAGGGGGGCAAUGGGUAUAUUGCUUGUCUACGAUGUAACCGAUGAGUCAUCUUUUAACAAUAUUAGGAACUGGAUGAAGAACAUUGAGCAACAUGCCUCAGAUAAUGUCAACAAAAUAUUGGUUGGUAACAAAGCUGAUAUGGAUGAAAGCAAAAGGGCUGUUCCAACAGCAAAGGGUCAAGCUUUGGCUGAUGAGUAUGGAAUCAAAUUCUUUGAGACGAGUGCAAAAACAAACCUCAAUGUCGAAAAUGUUUUCAUGUCAAUCGCAAAAGACAUAAAACAAAGAUUGACAGAAACCGAUACAAAAGCAGAGCCCCAAGGCAUCAAGAUCACUAAACAAGAUACUGCCUCAUCAUCUUCUACAGCCGAGAAGUCAGCUUGCUGUAGUUACGUUUAGGAGUAUGAUUGCUCUUUUUCGCCUGCACUGGUUUUUUAGUAUCUGGCCAUCUUUCUCAUCUCUUACGUCUCAAAUCAGAGAUAAUUCUCAUGUUGUUACCUAGAACGAGUAGGAAAUCUCAUUGAUGGUUGUGAUCUUUAUGUCUAAUUUGUUAUCUCCAUAAUUCCUGUACAAUGAUCUUUCCUGAUAUGGAAGACUUAUGUUGGUCAAAACACUAUGUUAAAAAGACUUUGAAUUUAUGAAAAAUGAAACUGUUGUAGUGUG
Arabidopsis arenosa is the source of this 1129-nucleotide messenger RNA. The record is from the annotation of a GenBank genome assembly. Lineage: Eukaryota; Viridiplantae; Streptophyta; Magnoliopsida; Brassicales; Brassicaceae.